AUGGAACCAAGUCGGUGGUCUGUUCUCGUGGUAGAUCGUGUCUGUCAAGAAAAAACUUAUAGCUCACAGACGACUAAAGCAUCAAAUACAAACAAUAGUUCACAUACACUGUCAGCUUAUGGAAUAAGUGAUAACAUCAUAAAAACGGACAAUAACAAUAAUAGCAAUACAACCCAUACAAAAAUAGAGGAUGAAGUGGCAAAAAAGAAUGCAGAAGAUCUUGUAAAUAUAUUACUGGAAAAUUUUGCAGAAGUGAUAACUGUGUCAUCCGGUAAAUUAGCAAUGGAAACACUAAAUAAUCGACAACAAAUAGGAUAUCCAACGAUUUUACUGAUUGACAUUGAUAACAAAGAUAUAAAUCGAUCAAUAGGACGAAGAGAAUCUUUUGUUGCCAUCGAAGGUGUAUCAAUGUCAACCUUCAGCAUUACUGAUGAAAGUGAUCCCUUAUACGGAUUGGAUUUAUUAAGACAUGUCCAUCAAGAAAAGCGGAAUGGCUCAUUGGAACAAGUUGUGCCAAUUAUUUUUUCAAAGAAUGAUUCUUCGGACUUUAUGGUGGAAUGCAUGACUAUGGGUGCUUCUGAUUACCUGAUAAAACCGAUUAGAUCGCAAGUGGCCAAAACAAUGUUCUUGAAUUUAUAUAGAACGUCUUCAUCAGAGAGUAGACCACAAAGCUCGCCUUCUUCGAUAACAUCAUCUAUUGAAGAUACACGAACAAUAUCUCGAAAUAGAACAGAUCCUUUCGAAGAAAGGAUCCAUGACGUGUUUGUAAGAGAUAAAUGGUUAGCAGAAACUAUUGUGGAAUAUUAUACGCCGCCAGAAUCAUCAUAUAAACUUUCGUAUACUCCAAGUUUGUAUUCUGCUGAAACACUGGAACGACUGAAAAAACGAUUAACCAAGUGGGAUUUUCAGCCAAGUGAUUUAUCGGAUGAAGAUUUGAUGAGUUGUGUCGUGAUUAUUUUCGAACACGUGAUGAAAUUGGAAGAAUUGGCCGCACUGAACAUAUCAAUGGCAAUUCGAAAAUCUUAUUAUGAUAGUAAUCCUUAUCACAACUUUCGUCACGCCGUUGAUGUUUUACAGGCAAUGUUUUACUUCCUAAUGCAAAUGGAGUUAUUACCGCCGUUUUUUCCCGAAAAUGUUCGGACAAGGAUAAACCCGAAUCGACGACGUGCAAAUGAUUUGCUGAGACCUAUUGAUUUGUUUGCGCUAUUAUUGGCGUCCAUUGGGCAUGAUAUUGGGCAUCCGGGUGUGAAUAAUAGUUUUUUGAUAAAUUCAAAAACUCCACUAGCUCAAUUAUACAAUGAUCGAUCGGUGUUGGAGAGUUUUCAUGCGAUGGCAUUGUUCCAGAUAAUGCAAAAGCACGGAUUUAUUUAUGGACCAAUAUGCGGGGUGGAUUAUUCUGAAUUUCGAAAGAUAGUAGUCCACGCAAUUCUAGCCACUGACAUGUCUCUGCAUCACGAAUACGUCGCCAAGAUGAAGGAGACAACAAAAAAUCUCGAACAAAAUUUGAAUCCAUCAUCAGCCGAGCUUGACAAAGAGCGUCUCACCAUUAUCGAGGCGCUGAUCAAGUGCGCUGAUAUAAGUAAUACCGCGCGACCAUAUGACAUUGCCGCCAGUUGGACAAAAGUGUUGUUAGAAGAAUUUUGGUGUCAAGGAGAUCUGGAGAAAAAAUUGAGAUUACCGGUCGGACCAAUUAAUGGCCGAGAUAUUUCUCAACCGGACAUACAAAUCGAAUUCAUUGAACAGGUUGCCAUGCCAUUAUUUCAGAGUUCUCAAGAGUUGAUACCCGAGAUGAAUUUUUGUUUAGGCCAUCUCGAAUCGAAUAGAAAGCAUUGGCACGCUAAAAAAUCUGGCAACGAAUAUAAUAUGCAUAAUAUUGCUCCUUCUGAUCGUCAACAGAAUCUACCGAUAAUCUCAUCAAUACCUGAAGCUCAUACUCUUCACCGACAAUCAUCUGCUACAUCAUAUCUUCGACCAAUCCCUUCCUUACCUGAUGGACCAGGAUCAGAUGUUCCUUCAGAAGACUUUAAAUCAGUGAUGCGUGACGGCGGUUCAGAUAUUCCAUUGACGUUAGGAUCAAUUGGAGGUCACACGAGAAAUGCAGUAGACCGAUGUUCACCAUUACUGACUACUAAUAUACUCUCUUCAAUUGGGCGGCGUCGAAGACGGCGAUCUGCUUCAUUGGCACCGAGCCCUAAUAAUAAUCCUAUGAAAGAAAAUAAAGAAGAUAUAUGUUGUAUAAUUCAGUAG
Ambispora leptoticha is the source of this 2247-nucleotide messenger RNA. Lineage: Eukaryota; Fungi; Glomeromycota; Glomeromycetes; Archaeosporales; Ambisporaceae. The record is from the annotation of a GenBank genome assembly.